This is a messenger RNA of Rhizopus microsporus ATCC 52813, 1434 nucleotides long. RefSeq lists its product as uncharacterized. The record is from RefSeq and is a predicted model, not a curated record. Bases 1 to 1434 code for a protein of 477 amino acids. Lineage: Eukaryota; Fungi; Mucoromycota; Mucoromycetes; Mucorales; Rhizopodaceae. The transcript has 7 exons.
AUGGCUACAACAACUAAAUCAAGUAUGCAAGAUUGGGUUCAAAAAAUUCAUUUUGAAAACAAAGUGGAUGUUAGCUUACAGAUGCCAUCAGAAAGCGAGUCUAUAAAGAUUGAAGUAGAUGAUAUUCCAAGUCUGAGUCAGAGUGCAGGUCAAGACAGUUACCUUCAGUCUAUUCUAUCAUCCAAAUCAACUGCCAGUUCUAUAUCAGUUGGUCAUUCGUGCACAGGCGACAAAGCUUCAUGCGAAUGUUAUAAAUGUCAGCGUCAGAGAAGAAGAGCAGGACAUAGAUUAGAUAAUACAAGAAACAAUACAACGCCCGCACCUUACACACCUUUACCAAAGCAAGAAGCGCAGCCAAAGAGAUCAAAUACUCUUCCCACAUCUGCUGCAAUUACCAAGAGAUCAAACACACUCAGAAAGACACCUACUUUAAAAUCAUACGAAAAACACAUCCCCAAGCCCACUUAUUCGCAGCAGGAGAGUAUCUAUCGCUUUAAAUCUAAUGAUGGAAAGGAUGAUAAUAGGCAGAAUAACAGAGAGCAGGAAAGACCGUGGAGCACUAUUGGCUCAAGUGAUACCAAAGAUAAUUAUACAAUCUCUUGGAAGGAUGAAGGAACAGGCGAUGAUCUACUCACUCCACUCGUUACUUUCCAGACCAUAUUUGAAUCAGUUGAUAAAAAUGAAGGAUUAUCAGAUAUAUUGGAACAAAAAGCAAAAGAGCUGAAAGAUAAAAAGUUAAAAGUUCAAGAGCCUGAACCAACAGAACAGUUACCUCCACGUCGACCAGAUUGCUUAACAUUAAGUUAUCGUCAGGGACCAAAGCAUAAUCCUUUAACACUUUAUCAUACAAUGAAAAUGAAUAAAGAAAGUGAACGAUUAAAUGCCUAUGGUAUUGCGUUUAAUCAUUGCAUUCAAUCAAACAGCGGCUUAAAGGACUGGAUCAAGAAGCCUAAAGCACCUCCGCCAGUAAGAGAAGGCUCCAAGCUGACCCAAGCAGCACACCAAAAACCUAAACGAUCACUUUUUUCUACAUUAAGAAAGGGACAUAAAAUGAGUAACCACAGUGAAGAGCAGCUCAUGUUUUGGGCUUCAACAGACCAGCUCUCUCAAAAGAAAAAGUCAACCGAGACUUUAAACCAACCGACGGAUAUACUCUUGGCUGCACAAGCACUGCUACCAAAUCAACAAGGUUCAAUUACAAUUGAGCCAAAUCAAAAGGCUCCUUAUGACCAUAUUGAUGUUCCUGGUAAACCACGGGUGGUCGAUACCAAGGAUGUAAAUAAUAGCAUAUCGUCAACAGAAUCAAAUACAGCUAAUAAGAUCGUAAAUAAAUCAGGUCGUCUGUUCUCUUCGUUAAGUAGAAAAGCUUCAUUAAAGUCAUACAAUAGUGACAAAUCUCCUUCUAUAAAGUCUUUAGAAAAGGUUGACGAAUGA